This is a messenger RNA of Telopea speciosissima, 1313 nucleotides long. RefSeq names its product protein RGF1 INDUCIBLE TRANSCRIPTION FACTOR 1. The transcript is spliced from 4 exons. The record is from RefSeq and is a predicted model, not a curated record. Lineage: Eukaryota; Viridiplantae; Streptophyta; Magnoliopsida; Proteales; Proteaceae. The coding region runs from base 325 to 960 and encodes 211 amino acids.
ACCCUCUCUACUUUUUCCAAUCCAACGGUUCAAAUAUCACUUGAGCCACCACGAUUGAUAACAGCCGUCCGAUUAAACAAGUCCAAAGACAUUUGUUUAUGCUCUUGUCUCCUAGCCCAGGCGUUGUGUGAUGUUGAAUUCUAAGUUGCAGGUCGUUUAAGCAUCUCUCUCUCUUUUUUUCUCUUUCUCUUUCUCCUUCCCUCUCUCUCUCUCUCUCUCUCCUCCUCUCCCUUUCAUGUCUCGCCGUGAAGUCGCCUCCAUUAUCAACACAUAAGUCACUCACAUUCCUCUUAAGCACAACACACAAAGAGAUCCGCCAUUGUAAUGGGGUCACAGGAGUCAAUGCGGGUACCACCAUGGCUUGAAUCAUUACUAACCACAUCUUUUUUCGCGGUUUGCCGGAUUCACGGCGACGCCGCCCGGAGCGAAUGUAAUAUGUAUUGUCUUGAUUGCAAUGGUGAUGCAUUCUGUUUCUACUGUCGUUCUUCUCGUCACAAAGAUCAUCGCGUAAUUCAAAUAAGAAGAUCAUCUUACCAUGAUGUAGUGAGAGUUGCUGAAAUUCAAAAGGUUCUUGAUAUUAGUGGAGUUCAAACUUAUGUGAUAAACAGUGCUAGAGUUUUAUUUCUUAAUGAGAGACCUCAACCUAAGAGUGGUAAAGGGGUAUCUCAUAUCUGUGAGAUAUGUAGCAGAAGUCUCUUAGAUCCAUUUCGUUUCUGUUCAUUGGGUUGCAAGCUUGUAGCAAUAAAGAGGAAUGGAGAUGCAAGUUUAACCUUAGAGAACAAGGAAGAAGAAAGAAUGGAAAGUGGAGGAGGAGAAGGGAUAUCAAGAAGAGUGGGGAAAGAGGAAGAUGAGUUGCGUGAAGGAAGCCAAUCACAAGACAUAUACCCUACAACACCAUCACCACCAGCAAAUCAAAGAAGAAGAAAGGGAAUCCCACAUAGGGCACCCUUUGGGUCUUAAGAAAGGCGUUUUCCUGAAUUCCUGCAAAGACUAAGGAGGAGAAGAAGGAGGAGAAGGAGGAGGAGGGUGGGUUAGGUUAGGUAACAAGGUUCAUGUGGGGUUAACAAGUCCAAAUCACUACUACAUCUCUCUGUGUCAAUCUCUUUCUUUUCUCUCUCUUUUCUAUAGACUCUCUCAUACAUCUCUUUCUUCUUUCUUCUUUCUCUUUCUCACUAUUUUAAACUCACUCUCUUGUGCUUGUGCGCUUGUGGUGGGAGAGGAGCAAUAAUGCAGGGGAUUACCAUCGGGAAGGUGGCAAGGUGUACAUGUAAUUAAUUAAUGAAAGCAAAGUCCAUUUGUUGAAGUCAGUUAAA